UUUUUAUGAGCCUAAGAUUAAGGGUUAACAAACCCGAAACGUGUCAGGCUUGUGUCCUGGUGUGGAAGCUGUGAAUACUGAAGCCGUUCCUUAAGAUCCGGAGCGCCGUCUUCUUCCUGUCAUGUUGGUCGGUGCGGCCGGGAGAGCCGCUGUCUGAGCACCGGGAAGCAGCGCAGUGUGAGGGGCAGGGGGAGUUCGCUGCUUUGGGUGCACAAUGCCUCAGCUGGUUUCAUAGCAAAAGAGAAGAAAUAGUCUUUACCCACACUGAGCCGAAAUCUGCCCCAGAAUGGGAAGGACUGGUUUAUUGAUAUGGUCAGUAAUACUAUGCAUAUCUGUGAGGAAGACAGAGUCCAUGACAGAGAAUGGCUUCACAUUUCUGCGAGUUGGUGAAGUCAGUAGCGAGUUGCAAUGCAAGAGGGAAUGCAAACUUGCCAAGCUCUCAGGAGAAAUUCCCUGUAACUGGCCUGUGCUAAUACACAAUCGAUGUGUCUUCUUGCAUUGCCAUAGUCUGAGAAUUUGUCGUAAGGCUGGAUCAAGCCAAACUGUACAGAAUUUGUUAGACAAAAACUCACAGAAGAAAAGAAGAAAAAUAAAUGAUCAGAAAUCUAAAUAUUCAGGAACACCUGAUGCCUAUAGGAGCAAUAAACAUAGAUUAAAGAGAUCCCUAGCAAAAAGAUUUGUUAAAAAGAGACUUGUUGUCAAAAGGCAAUCAGGAGACCUGCCAGUUUCAGAUGCAACCAUUAGCACCCUUAGUUCAACAUCAACCACAUCUACCAGCACAGUGGCUGCUAUGUCCACUACAGAACAAACCUCAACUGCCCUAGCAACAACUGCAAAGCCACCAACCACCUCAUCCAUUCUGAUAACAAUGACUAAGUCAUCACCAACCUCAUCUUUCCUGGCAACUACAAAGACUUCAACCACCAUAUCGGCCGAAACAACCACGACAAAGUCAUCAACCAGCACUUCUGCUAUUACAGCAACCACUCCAACAACAAUACUUAAUCCAACAUCCAACAUAAAAAGUAAUGAAACCAUAGUUUUAGAGUCAUUACCAAAAAAUCAAGUUGUAACUGAAACGCCAGAACAAUUACAUUUGGUACCCACAAUAGAGCAAAUAGAAACAAUAAACACCACGUCAAAAGAAACAUUUACAAUGGAUGCAAUAAACUCAGAUCACAAAACUUUAUCAUUUGAGCAGGAAACCUUUAAGCCAACAAUCCGUUUUACUACAGUUAACAAAUCUAUAACCACAAAAGCUACAACCUUGCAGCCAACCCUAGAAAGAGACUUGUUGACCACCACAGUGUCAACACUUGCAUCAGCUACCUCCUUACCAGCUAUAACCAUGACAACUACUGCAAUAACAUUAUCAACCACCACAGUGCCAACAUCAUUGUCUACAGUAGUGCCAUCAACCACCAUUGUGCCAUCAACAAUAUCAUCAACCACCACAGUGCCAACAACAAUAUCAACCACCACAGUGCCAACAACAACAUCAACCACCACAGUGCCAACAACACCAAUGACCACCACAUUGCCAACAACACCAAUGCCACCAACCACCAUAACAUCAACAAAUGCAGUUACUGGUAUUUUGCCAUCAAUGACAAGUACCACACUACUAAAAACACAGAAGUCUCCAGACAAGAUAACCAUGUCCACACCCAAGCUAAGUGCAUCUCCUACUACUGUUUCCAAUAUUGGUUCACCUGUUGGACCACCUGCAGAAGAUACAGGCCAAAAUAAAGAUGGCGGGGGAGUAUAUGAUGUCUCGGAGGAGGUAACACUCCAUGUCCAGAAUACUAGUUUUUUGUUAGCAGUGCUCUUGUUGGGCAACUUAUUGUUCAUAGCUAUUAUAGUUGUGUUUUCUCUUCAGGCUUAUGAGAGCUAUAAAAAGAAAGACUAUACUCAAGUAGAUUAUUUAAUUAAUGGAAUGUAUGCAGAUUCAGAAAUAUGAGGCUGAUAUGAGAAAUUAUUUUCAUCAUCCAAUGGACAUUAGCAAUUUUUUACAAAUAUUUUUAUCUUCCAUUACCACCUUUGGUGCUUUGUUUAUCAAGUCUUAACAUCCAAAGUGAACAAACUGCCACUCUGGUUGAAUUCUUGGCUGCUAAAUGGUGAGAACAUUGCUUCACACAGUGGAUAAAAGGAGUGGGUACCUAAGCUACAACAAGUGUGUGCUAAAUUCAGAGUGAAAACUGUAACUUUCCUUUAUUUUCUAACAACAGGGUUGGACUGGGCCAGGGGAACACCAGGAGAAAACCCAGUGGACCCUUGCUGACCCAGGCCCACUAGUUAUAGGAAGCAGCAAGCGUGUGCUCAUGGGGGAGUGGGGUGCACAUUGAGAGGGGUGCCCCUGGAGAUUGUCAUGGGGGGCCCUUCAAGUCACAGCCCCGGUGGGCCACCACUGCCCCAGUCCAAUGCUGUGUGAGAAGGUAUCAUUGCAGUAUUUAUAAUAAAACAUUCCACAGUAAUGAAAAAUGUCACUAAUCUAACAAAAACUUGUAAUGUGUACAGAUCUAAGCAUACCUUUACUGACUGGUGCUGCUUCUCAACAGAGUUCAUCCUGGACGUGUAUUUCAUGGACCUCUAUAGUAACAUUCAAUAAACCCGUACAUCAAAGCCUUUUAGUUUCACAGAGCUUAUAAUACAUCAAUGUGUGCAGUCAUAAGCCUGCUCUAUAACCAUCUUCACCCUUUGUUUUUCAAUGUAUUUCAAAAUGUGCAUACAAAUUAGAAGCCUCCAUCUUGGAUGGGAAUCUUUUGCUUGAUAUUGCAAACCAUUGUGAUAAGGAAGAGUAUAUUUAACCCAUAUAUGCCUUGCUAAUGGGAAACCUCUGGGAAUCGGUUUUACAUUUUGUGUAAUGUUCUUUUGAUGAAUUACAGGUUUUAUACAUAUCAAGUGCUUCCAAAUUACGUGUUGUGCAGCCAAGAUUGGCACACUGUGAUUUUACCUUUCAGCAAGAUGAGUGAAUAACAUGUUAUCCUAAUUAUAUGUAAAUAUAAAUAUAUUUUGCUACACAUAAAGUUUACAUUUGUUCUUUU
Xenopus tropicalis (tropical clawed frog) is the source of this 3044-nucleotide messenger RNA. RefSeq names its product chromosome 4 C11orf24 homolog (gene c4h11orf24). Bases 287 to 1960 code for a protein of 557 amino acids. Lineage: Eukaryota; Metazoa; Chordata; Amphibia; Anura; Pipidae. The transcript has 4 exons. The record is from RefSeq and is a predicted model, not a curated record.